Messenger RNA from Lycium ferocissimum, 3636 nucleotides. RefSeq names its product pre-mRNA-processing protein 40A. Gene Ontology annotation, cellular component: U2-type prespliceosome; U1 snRNP. Bases 173 to 3283 code for a protein of 1036 amino acids. Lineage: Eukaryota; Viridiplantae; Streptophyta; Magnoliopsida; Solanales; Solanaceae. Gene Ontology annotation, molecular function: RNA binding; protein binding. The transcript has 29 exons. Gene Ontology annotation, biological process: mRNA cis splicing, via spliceosome. The record is from RefSeq and is a predicted model, not a curated record.
ACUCUCUCACACCCCACCCCCACGCCCACUCCCCGAAACAAACAAAACAGAAAAGAAUAAGGAGUACCCAUCCGGGCCACGCCGGUGCUAGGGUUUAUAUUCGGGUUUUGCUGUCUCGCUCUUCUAAUUCUCUCUACCAACGUUUGUCUUCUUCAGUUAUUUAUCUGCAGACAUGGCCAGCAAUCCUCCCCCAUCUGGUCCACAGCCUCUUUGGCCUCCUUCAGUUGGAUCCACUCCACCUCAAGGUUUUGGUUCAUCAUUUCCCAUGCAAUUUCGACCUGCUCUAUCAACACAGCAAGGGCAGCACUUUGCUCCACCAAUUUCAGCCUCUCCACAGUAUCGCCCUGUUGGACAAACACCAAAUGCUGGAAUGCCUCCUGGUCAAGGUCAAAUACCCCAGUUUUCUCAAACAAUGCAGCAGUUUCCCCUAAGGCCUGGCCAGCCUGUUCAUGGUACACCUUCAUCUCAGGCAAUUCAGAUGCCAUAUGUCCAAUCAAGUAUGCCACAGCCUCAACAAGUCAUUCCCCCUUUGAAUAGUCAUAUGCCUAGUGUUAAUGGUGCUGGAAAUCCAUUCUCAUCAUCAUAUACGGUUCAAUCUUCAUCCCAAAUGCAUGUUCCUACUUUCCCUGCGGGCGGACAACCUUGGUUUUCAUCUGGAAGUCAAACAACACCAGUGGCUGCCCCUAAUCUGCUGACCAGUCACCAAUCAUCAGCUGUAGCUCCAGCAGUUCCGGCGAGCACAUCGUCACAGCAAACUGCGUCUGACUGGCAAGAGUUUGAAGCUGCUGAUGGUAGACGAUAUUAUUACAAUAAGAUUACAAAGCAAUCUAGCUGGGAGAAGCCUUUGGAGCUGAUGACACCUUUAGAGAGAGCUGAUGCGUCAACUGUAUGGAAAGAAUUCACAACUGCAGAUGGUCGAAAGUAUUACUACAACAAAGAAACAAAGCAGUCUAAGUGGACAAUGCCCGAUGAACUAAAGGUUCAUGAAUUGGCUCGUGAACUGGCUGAAAACGCUGCUGGUCAAGUAGUUCAGACUGGAACAAGCACAACUUCUGGUGUGCAAGUCAGUGAAGCUGUGACCCCAACAGAACAACCAUCUGCUGUCACCCCGGUUAGCUCCACCCCUUCUUCAACGGUUUCUGGAGUUGCUUCAAGCCCUGUUCCAGUUACACCUGCUGUUUCUGAUGUUAAUGCUCCACCUCUGGUGGUUUCUGGAUCAUCAGCCAUUCCUACUGUGAGCCCUGCUGUGACAAGUUCAGCUGGUGUCUCUUCCCCUGCUGUUUCAGCGAGUACAGGAUCUGCUGCUCUAGCUAAUGCCUAUCAUACACAAAUGAGUGGCAUUGAAAAUUUAUCUCCUCAAGUUGCAAGUUCUUUAAGUGGAGCUUGUAUUCAGGAUAUUGAGGAGGCAAAGAAGGGCAUGGCAGUUGCUGGGAAGAUUAAUGUGGUACCUGCAGAGGAGAAAACAGCAGAUGAAGAACCUUUUCUAUAUGCCACCAAGCAGGAGGCUAAAAAUGCAUUCAAAGCUCUAUUAGAGUCUUCUAAUGUUGAAUCUGAUUGGACAUGGGAGCAGACAAUGCGAGUUAUAAUUAAUGAUAAACGAUAUGGUGCUCUGAAAACUCUUGGUGAGCGGAAACAGGCCUUCAAUGAGUACCUGAUGCAAAGGAAGAAACAGGAGGCUGAGGAGAGGCGCCUUAGACAAAGAAAGGCAAAAGAGGAAUUCACAAAGAUGUUAGAGGAGUCCAAGGAACUCACUUCAUCUACAAGAUGGAGUAAGGCAGUAACAAUGUUUGAGGACGAUGAACGGUUCAAGGCUGUUGAACGAGAGUCUGAUCGUGAAGAUCUCUUCAGGAACUACUUGGUGGAUCUUCAGAAAAAGGAGAGGGCAAAGGCUCAAGAGGAGUAUCGACGGAAUAGAUUGGAGUACAAACAAUUUUUGGAGACUUGUGGCUUUAUCAAGGUAGAUACCCAGUGGCGCAAAGUCCAAGAUCUUUUGGAAGAUGAUGAAAGAUGUUCGCGCCUUGAAAAACUUGAUCGAUUAGAGAUUUUCCAGGAAUACAUCCGUGACCUGGAGAAGGAGGACGAAGAACAAAGAAAAUUACACAAGGAGCAACUGAGGCGCGCAGAGCGCAAGAACCGGGAUGCAUUUCGAAAGAUGAUGGAGGAGCAUAUCGCUGCAGGGACGCUUACUGCGAAAACAUCUUGGCGUGAUUAUUGUCUGAUGGUUAAGGAGUCUGUGGCUUAUCAGGCUGUUGCAUCAAAUACUUCUGGUUCGACACCAAAGGAUUUGUUUGAAGAUGUCGCUGAAGAGUUGGAAAAACAGUACCACGAAGAGAAGAUUCGCGUAAAAGAUGUAGUUAAGUCAGAAAAGAUCACAAUCUCAUCAACAUGGACAUUUGAAGACUUUAAAGUUGCUGUUUUGGAAGGAAUUGGUUCCCCUUCCAUUCAUGAUGUUAAUCUACAGCUUAUUUUUGAGGAUCUAAUUGAGAGAGCAAAGGAAAAGGAAGAGAAAGAAGCUAAAAAGCGUCAAAGACUUGCAAAGGAUUUCACUGACAAACUUAGUACCAUCAAGGAAAUAACUGAUUCCUCUAGUUGGGAGGAGUGCAAAGAACUUGUGGAGGACAGCUCAGAAUUCAGAGCUAUUGGUGAAGAGACAAUAUCAAGGACAGUCUUUGAGGAAUAUGUUGCAUGGUUGCAGGAAAAGGCAAAGGAAAAGGAACGUAGACGAGAGGAGGAAAAGGCCAAAAAAGAGAAAGAAAAGGAGGAGAAAGAGAAGAGAAAGGAUAAGGAGAGAAGGGAAAAAGAGAGAGAGAAGGAAAAAGAGCGUGAGAAGGAGAAAGAAAGGGGAAAGGAGCGAUCAAAGAAAGAUGAGCCAGAUUGCGAAACUAUGGAUGUAACAGACAGCUAUGAAAACAAAGAAGAGAGAAAAAGAGAAAAAGACAAAGAGAGGAAACAUCGGAAGCGACACCAUAGCUCUAACGACGAGGUGACUUCUGACAAGGAUGAGAAAGAGGAGCCUGAAAAAGACAAAGAAAGGAAACACCGGAAGCGUCACCUUAGUUCUAAUGAUGAGGUGGCAUCUGACAGGGACGAGAAAGAGGAAUCUAGAAAGUCACGCCGACAUAGCAGCGAUCGUAAAAAGUCAAAGAAGCAUGCACAUUCACCUGAAUCCGAUGGUGAAAGUCGGCAUAAAAGACACAGAAGAGAUCACAGGGAUGGAUCACGUCGAAAUGGUGGUUAUGAAGAGCUAGAAGAUGGUGAGCUUGGUGAAGAUGGAGAAAGUUGAGUAUAUAUUAGGGGAAUGCUGACUCCUGCAUCUGACAUAUCAUAAUUUUUCGAUGUUAAGUAUUUUAUUGAUAGUGAUGUUUAUGUAUCUAAAAUACACUUACUAAACCUGCUGUAGCACUAAGUAGUUGCAUUUGGAAUCUGGAACGAUUUUUGUGCUCCAAAUCUUGGCAAUCCCCCCCCCCCCCCCCCCCCCCCCCAUACUUGUAUUGUCAGCUGCUAACGAAAGAUUAAGCCUUUAGGAGUUGGAGGCUGAUGUGUUGAGUUGAAGAGUUUCCCCUAGCACUUGUACUUAUCUCUGGACAGACUUCCUUAUUUACCUUAUAUAUAAUGGCUAUAGAGAAAUUUUGGUCG